AUGCUUCUGAGUGAUUGUAAGCAAUACUUCAACACUGAGGAUUUGUAUGAGAUCCUAACGCGUCGACAGGACAGCAAACAUCUUCCAAAGGUCAAGAAGGCUUAUUAUAAGCAGUCCAUGAAAUGGCAUCCCGAUAAGGCUGAUUCUGCUGAAGACGCAGCGAAGGAUGCUACCGCAAAAUUUCAGAUUAUUACGAGAGCUUAUGCUAUACUUUCCGACAAAGAGAGGCGCAUUCUUUACGAUGAAUCAGGAAUUGUCGAUGAUGAAAACGUUCUAAGCGAUGAGGAUAGCAUAAAUCUUUGGAGAAAAGUGUUCAAGAAAGUGACAAUCGAGGACAUCAAAAAAUUUGCUGCAGAGUAUCAAGGCUCCGAAGAGGAAGAGAACGAUAUUGUUACGGCCUACAAUGCUUGGAAGGGUGACAUGGCAAUGAUUAUGAGCUCAGUCAUGUGCUCCACCUUCGAGGACGAACCACGAAUAAAGGUUUGUCCGUUUCGAGUUGCUUAUCUGGUUGGUUGA
Messenger RNA from Cooperia oncophora, 516 nucleotides. Lineage: Eukaryota; Metazoa; Nematoda; Chromadorea; Rhabditida; Trichostrongylidae. The record is from the annotation of a GenBank genome assembly.